Verticillium dahliae VdLs.17 is the source of this 1080-nucleotide messenger RNA. RefSeq lists its product as uncharacterized. Lineage: Eukaryota; Fungi; Ascomycota; Sordariomycetes; Glomerellales; Plectosphaerellaceae. The transcript has 7 exons. The record is from RefSeq and is a predicted model, not a curated record. Bases 1 to 1080 code for a protein of 359 amino acids.
AUGGCCGUACAGCUUCCCGAUGAGAAGUUGGGAGUCGCCAUUGGCGUUCUCGUGUACUCGUUCUUUUAUGUCGCCCUCAUCUCCAUAUCGACAGGCUUGGGAUCUGCUGGUUCGAUAGCCCAGCAACUACACACCAUUGUGCGAUGGCGUGAUAUCAAGACCCAGCAGCAUACGAAUGCGCUGGCCAACGUGGGAAACCCCGAGCUGGCCCUCGCGGGGCAGUCUGCCGGCCUUGACCUUGUGCUGUUCUAUAUCCAAUUCUACUCCUAUCAGGUCACAGCCAUGGCGACGUUUUUCUGGGCCGCCGCACUCGCACAGUCCAUCUUUCAACUCAGCUUCAUUGAAUCCUUCAGAGGCAAAGCCAACCCCAUUUCGAAAGUCGUCGCCAUCAUUUUACCGGCCAUCAUGCUCAGCCUCCUGCGCAUCGACGCUAUCCAAACCAAUACCGUCUUGUUCAUCGGGAUAGCGGACUUUCUGCUCCUUGCUUGCAUCUCCGGAAAAAUGUGCUGUCGUGGAACGUCAACUACGGCAAGCGAUCCGAGGGGUCCGUCGGACAACGUCACCGUCUCGAGCGUCGUCCGACCGCGGCGCCAGAGCAUAUAUGACAACGCCUUUCAAAUGGUGACCAUCGUCUUCCAGGUCAGCGCGUCGCGGCGCAACAACCUCGAAUCCAUAGGGACGGAGCCCGACCUCGGCAUGGACCGACUGCAGUCCGAUCUGCUCGUCUUCAUCCCCGGCGUGACGGCCAGUCUCUUGACGUUUGUCGUGUUCGGCACGACCAAGACGUUCCGCGACUACAUGCGGUCGCACUUUGUGCCCAGGCCGCUGCGCAACGGCUUCAGGCUGCGACACCGGGGCUCGCAGCGGCUCGAGUCGGAGCCGCCUACUCCCGGGCUGCCGUUUCGAAAUGACGUCCCGGACCUGGAGCAAUACCCGGCGCCGUCCUACCAGCAGGGCAUCAGGCUGAGCGAAAUCCAUGUGGACAGGCAGGGCAAUGGUGGUGGUGCCGUUGAAGAGUGGCCCAUGAAGGGGGCUCCCACGUCAGCACCAAACGGGAGGACGACAGUGACUCGAAUAUGA